ACAGAUUGCUAUUUUUACCUUGAAUCACUUGGCACAAACUUGGUUCUGGAUGUUUAUAACGGAGCUACUAAAGCAGAUGCCAUCUUGAUUAUCUGGUCCAUGAAAACCCAGAACAAUGAGAACCAGCUCUGGCGUAGUGAGGAUGGUUUCUUAAUCAACAAGAAGAGUAAUCUUGUAAUCGAUGUUCGUGGAGGCGAAUUAAAGUCAGACACUCCCCUUGUCCAAUACGAUCGUAAGAUGACCAUGGCACACAAUCAGAGAUGGGGAUUCAGAAAUGGCUAUGUAUAUGUCUUGGCAGACCCUCAGCUUGUAUUGGAUGUCAAGGGAGGAAAGAAGAAGGACGGUAAGAAAGUCAUUCUGUAUGAGCGCAAGCAAGAAGAUAAUGUCAAUCAACAAUGGAGAAUCGUUCCUUGUGGCGCAUAUCACCACAAAACACCUGAGGAGGCUUUAGCUGCGUAUUCCAUGCCUCCUCAAUAUGCUCAGCAGCAGCAGCAGCAUCAUCAACAACAACAACCAUAUGGUCAACAGCCAUACGGUCAACAAAACCAGUACCCUCCUCAAAAUAGCUCAUACGGAGGUACUCCAGGCUAUGUUAUUCCUGACAACCAGAGCCCUCGUUAUCCUUAUGGCCAACAGCCCAAUGUGUUGCCUUAUGAGCAAGCCCAGGAAGCACACAAACAGGUGUACGAAGAACGUAAAGCACAUUUGUCUCACCAAGUCAUUGCAGGUGCAGCUGGCUAUGAAGCAGUCAAGGCAUAUAUUGCACACCAAGAAUCAGAAGGAAAGCCUGUUAACCACCAGUUUGCUAAGAAGGCAAUCGCUGGCCUUGUAGCAGCCCAGAUGCUCAAAUUUGCAGAAGAGCAUGACUGGAGUGGCAGCGACAAGGAAAAGGCAACGCGUGAAGCCGAACAAGCUGCGGAUAACUACUUUACGAGAGAGAUCAACUCUCGACAGUAAAGAAUAAGAAUAAUGGGAUAAGAUGAAUACUAAUACCAAUAG
Molecule: messenger RNA, 999 nt
Organism: Phycomyces blakesleeanus NRRL 1555(-)
Lineage: Eukaryota; Fungi; Mucoromycota; Mucoromycetes; Mucorales; Phycomycetaceae
Product: carbohydrate-binding module family 13 protein
Exons: 8
Coding region: 100-957 (285 amino acids)
Source: RefSeq, a predicted model, not a curated record